AAGUGAAAAAUAUAAUUCAUAAUGGAUAAUUAUGAAUAUUUCGAAUCAUUCAUAAAAAAGAGAAACAUUACUAGAAGCAAUUGGGGUGGAUAUACUUUAGAUAUACAAUUAUGGGAAGAUGAGAAAUCACCUAUUGUCAAUUUGAGAUCUAUAGAAGAUGUUUCAUUUGAUGAUUUGGAAAAAAAUGGUAUUUUCACUGAUCGAUUAAUAGGACUUGGAUCUUCAUUUUUAACUAAGUCACCAGAAUCUGGACUUUAUAUUUUGGCAAAAUGUAUUAUGAGAAAAAUGUCACUUACAGAUAUUACUGUUUUAUAUUAUCAUCGUUAUUUACAAUACAUUGAUUUGGCGCAUAACAAUCUUACAAAUUUAAUGCCACUGGGUGGAAUUCCUUAUUUAAUGUAUUUAAAUGCAUCAUAUAAUAAACUCAUAGAUAUAUUAAAUUUUACACCACCUUGGUACUUAACUUAUGUAAAUUUAUCUCACAAUCAUAUAACUCAAAUGUGCGAUCUAAGUAGUUUUUGGAGUAUUGUUAGAUUAGAUUUAUCUUACAAUGAAAUUGAAGUUAUUUUUGGAUUGCACAAUUUAAAAUAUUUACAAUACUUGAAUUUAUCUUACAAUUCAAUUGAAUAUAUUGAAAAUUUAGAUAAUUUAAACAUUAAGGAAUUAAAUUUAGAAGGAAAUUGCAUAACAUCAUAUAAAUGUAAUGAAUGGGAUAAUGGUAUUAAAAGUUUAAUCAAUUUGAAAACCAUUAUAUUGGGAUAUAAUAAAUUAUCUAGCUUAGAUUUUUUCAAAGAUGCAUGCAGUUUAAGAUUCAUAGAUUUAAAGUAUAAUAAAAUUAUAGAUCUUUUAGAAGUAUCAAAUUUAAAAGGAUCAAUAUAUGAAAUAGAUCUUAGAGGAAAUGCAUGUAUAAAGUGGCCCAAUUAUAGAGAUGUAAUUUUAUUUUCUAUUCCAAGUGUUAUGUUUAUUGAUGGCAUUGAAGUAUCCAUUAUGGAAAAGAUAUCUGCAGCAACCUUAUUUGCUCCAUCAUUAAAUUUGAUAACUGCACGUAAUAUCAGUAAAUUGACUUUAUUGGAGCAUUUAAGUACACCUAAAAUAGAUACACAUGUGAUCGCAUAUGAUAAAAUCAGACCACCAUUAAUAAUAUUGACUGGUCCAUCUGCAGUAAAAAAAAGAGAAUUAGCUCUACAUAUAUCGUAUACAAUUCCUAAAAAAGUAAAAUACUGCAAAUGGUAUACUACUAAGCAAUUAGAAAUUCGUAAAAAUGAAGAAAAAUCAUUUAUUUUUGUUAAACGAGAAGAGUUUAAUGAAAUAGCUUGUUGUGGUAACUUUUUAGGAACACAAGAAUUAUUAGGACACAGUUAUGGAUUUCGUUAUCUUUAUUAUAAUUUUUACAUAGAUAUGAAUGAAAUAGCAUCAUUAAUAAUGGAACAAAAAAUUGGCAUAACUCAAGCGGAUUUGCAUACAACUAUGCAAAUAUGUAACCGCUAUUUAAAUGUCAAGCCUAUCUUAGUAAUUACAAAUAAUAUUACUCAACACCGAAGUAGUAUAGAGAAUAAAUUUGAUAUUUAUUCUUGGAUUCAAGAUAGUGUAGGAGAUUUGCUUGCUGUCAACAUAGGCAAGCAUACGCAUAUUAAGAAAGAAUCAAAAAGCAGUAUACUGAACUUUAUUUUAAGUAUUAUAGAGCAGAUAAUACAUAGUUUAGAAUUACCUGGAUAUAGUAUGUUCGUUAGACCUCAAGGUACUGGAGCAACAACAACCGAUAUAAUAUAUGAAAGUAAAACUAUGUUACCAAAAGUUAAAAUAGUUCAAGAUUCAUACACAUAUUUGUUUACUGCCAAUAAGCAAAAAUUCAGUGAUUUAAAGGUCUUGUUAGAUGAAGAAUCAAAUAUAAUUAUACACAAAAUUAAACCUAAGCGUAGAAAACCCAAAAGAAUUUUGAGAAAUGAGAUUUCUGCUGCUGAUGAUAUCAAUGAAUCUAGUUCUAGUGAAGAAACAUUGCUACCUUUAGUAAUUCUCUAUUCUUUUUUAAAUAAUUUAUUAAUUGUUAUAAUAAUAUGGAAAGAAGUAUUUAUCAAUCUACCUACUUUCAUUUGCUAUGAAGAUAAUGACGAUGAAAAGUCAGAAAACUUGAAGCGUAUGUACGUUGAACUUGUUUUGAAAACAAGGAAGAUAUAUUUAGAACAUCAUGAAAAAAAUCCUGGAUUUUUUUCUCUUGUGGUAAAAUAUUAUAAAUUCGUCCUAAGUAUAUACCAGUAUUGAAUUAGUUAUAUUAUCUCGUCUAUCAUAUAUUUUAGUUAUUAACAGACAAUUAUACUGAAGCAUUUAAUAUUUUGAUGAAUUUUAUUAAAAAAACAUGCGUAAAGCAAUUAUUCCGAAGUCUAGAACAUAUACCAGAAAUUAAAUAUCUUCUACGAGUGGCUAUUCCUGAUCGUAUUCAAUAUGUUAUUGAUAAAAUGAAAGAGUAUGACACAGAUGCUUCAUAUUAUAUUUUUACUAAUGUCUUAAAACAUUGAUUAUAAUUAAUAUUAAUCUUAAAUUUGUUUCUUUAGCUUUCUUAAUUUUUAUUUUUCAUGAUUGACUUUACAGAUCUUUAUCCAUUCCCAAAAUAAGAAAUUAGAAACAGAUACCAUAACAAUAUGAUCAAAAAGACACUAGUAUGUAUUUUAUUUACAUUAAGGCUAUAUAUAUAAUAAUUACUAU
Polistes dominula (European paper wasp) is the source of this 2700-nucleotide messenger RNA. RefSeq lists its product as uncharacterized. NCBI's taxonomy places the organism in Eukaryota, Metazoa, Arthropoda, Insecta, Hymenoptera, Vespidae. Gene Ontology annotation, molecular function: N-acetyltransferase activity; protein binding. The record is from RefSeq and is a predicted model, not a curated record.